AUGUCGGCGACUUACUUGGACCAUGAGCAGGCGCACCUUGGUCAGGGUAUAGGGAACAUGCCCCUGGAGUUGUGCCUACACCUCACCCAUUGCAAGAGAAGGCCCACGAGGGACGAGGUGCAACUGAAUCCCGGGGUGACUUAUUUCGACCUGGUGAAUGAACAGGCAAGAGAUAUUGGGGUGCGGGGAUUCAUCCCAGGCAGUUGCCCCUUCGAGUAUGACUUCCAUCCCGAUAAACCCAUCAUCAACGGCCGGCCCGAUCUCCUUGACCGGCAUCUCCAGGCGGGGUUGGAUCCCAAUUCUCUGACUCAAGGAGGGAUCACGCUUCUCUCCCUUGCUGUUGCGCAGGAGCAGCUUGAAUGUGUCCGGGUGCUCAUUCACCACGGGGCCCAUCCAAACAAUCGAGGGAGGUGGCGCGCUCGGUCCCUCGACUACGUUUCCCUCCUUUACGCCAACAAUAUUGCCGGCGAGAUGGUCCGGACUCUCCUCGUCAACGGAGCCAUCUUUCGAUACCCGAGUGCGUUUUCUUGGUUCACGCGGGCGAAUUCCAGACGCCACAUGGAGCGGAUCAUAACCAACGGAGCACCCCUGGCAGAUAUCAGAUACAGCAAUGGGGACACAGUCCUUCACUACGCUGUCAGAACCUACACUGAGGGUCGGUUGUUUCUGGAUGCCCUUCUCGAGGCUGACUAUGUCCCGGAACUUGUCAAUGUCGGGAAUGAAGACAUGGAUACCCCCGUGCAUCUGGCUCAGCACGUGCCCGUCUUAAGAAAACUACUUUCAGUUGGGGGUAGCCCGAAUACUGUGAAUAUCCGAUAUGAGACGCCGCUGCACAUGGCGAUUACAAACGCGCGGCAUAAUGUGAUCCAGAUGCUCAUUGAACAUCCGAGAACUGAUAUCCGACGAGCGCAAACCCGUCGUCGCGAGGUCACCUUGACCGCGUAUGCUAUCCAAAGUCGCAAUCGCAACGUCAUGGGCGUCAUCCUGCGCCAUCGCCGCAUGGUGAUCACCGAGCCUGAUCGGCGGCAUGCGCUUGAAUUGUUGCGUACCGAAAGACUUCCCCAGGGGUGGGAGGAUACGGUCCGAGCGAUCCCUGGAGUCUAG
This is a messenger RNA of Aspergillus heteromorphus CBS 117.55, 1104 nucleotides long. RefSeq names its product ankyrin repeat domain-containing protein. The coding region runs from base 1 to 1104 and encodes 367 amino acids. The record is from RefSeq and is a predicted model, not a curated record. Gene Ontology annotation, molecular function: protein binding. NCBI's taxonomy places the organism in Eukaryota, Fungi, Ascomycota, Eurotiomycetes, Eurotiales, Aspergillaceae. The transcript has a single exon.